Messenger RNA from Rhizophagus irregularis DAOM 181602=DAOM 197198, 232 nucleotides. The record is from RefSeq and is a predicted model, not a curated record. NCBI's taxonomy places the organism in Eukaryota, Fungi, Glomeromycota, Glomeromycetes, Glomerales, Glomeraceae.
UUGUAAUUUUCUUUUAUUCGUAUUCUUAAAUACUGUAAAAGAAAUGUCUUCUUUAAGUGCAUUACGAAGUUUUUCAAUAUUAUCAAUUCCAGUUGGAAGUUUAAUAGUAGAAUCUACUAAUGAUAUAAUUUAUAUUUAUCAAGUUUUGUUUUAUAUUAUAAUAAGCUUGAAGGUCAUUUAUCCAUUCGUCUGGAUGAAUAUUUCCAUUAUAUUUUGGGUGAUUCAUUUUUUU